Botrytis byssoidea is the source of this 1986-nucleotide messenger RNA. RefSeq lists its product as uncharacterized. The record is from RefSeq and is a predicted model, not a curated record. Gene Ontology annotation, biological process: pyruvate metabolic process; malate metabolic process. The transcript has 4 exons. Gene Ontology annotation, molecular function: NAD binding; malate dehydrogenase (decarboxylating) (NAD+) activity. The coding region runs from base 1 to 1986 and encodes 661 amino acids. Gene Ontology annotation, cellular component: mitochondrion. NCBI's taxonomy places the organism in Eukaryota, Fungi, Ascomycota, Leotiomycetes, Helotiales, Sclerotiniaceae.
AUGGCUUCUUCUUAUAAUUACAGCACAUCCAGUUCUGAAGUCGGAACUCCAUAUACUCCUAAAUCUUCCUCUCCUACUUAUUCAGUCGCAAGUCGUUCUUCUUCUACCACCAUCAGUAAACGCAUCUCUAUUUCUACAAGUCGGAGAAAUACAGCUAUGAAUCCUAUCGGUGGCAUUGAUAUUGCUGCCAUUGAAGCGGCCAUGAAGCAAUCUUCUCUUGACCAUUUGAAAGGUUACAGCCAGACGAAUUAUCCAACGGUCACUCAAUCCAAUGAGACCGAAUAUAUCUCUGAAGAUUCCGCCAAAGGAUAUCAGGUUCUUCGCGAGCCUGCAUGGAAUAAAGGUACCUCCUUUACUCCCGAAGACAGAGUCAACAAAAACCUUACUGGUCUCAUCCCUCACGUCCUAGAGAGCCUCGAAACACAAUGUAUCCGAGCCAUGCGAAUGAUCAACAGUCGAGCAACCCCCAUCGACAAAUAUCUCUACCUCUCCAACAUCAAAGCCCAAAAUACGGAUCUUUUCUACCGUCUCUUAAUCGAUAAUAUCGCUACUCUCAUGCCCCUCGUCUACACUCCCACAAUUGGUGAUGUCUGUCUCCAGUACUCCACAUUAUAUACCCGUCCAGAAGCAUUAUAUAUAUCCAUCAAGCAACGCAAAUCCAUGACCACCAUUUUGAGAAAUUGGCCAUAUCCAGAUCCCUCGAUUUGUGUCGUGACCGAUGGAUCACGCAUUCUCGGUCUUGGCGAUCUCGGUGUUAACGGUGUUGGAAUCUCGAUUGGUAAACUAGCCCUCUACACCGGAGCAGCUGGCAUCCAUCCCGAAAAAACCCUCCCCAUCGUCCUCGACUGCGGCACCGCCAACGAAGAAAAUCUCCGUGACCCCCUCUAUCUCGGUCUCCGCAUGAAGCGACCCGGCCCCGAAACCGAACAGCAAUUCAUGGAUGAAUUCAUGGCUGCCGUCAAGGAAGUCUACCCCCAGAUGCUCGUACAAUUCGAAGAUUUCGAGUCCGAAAAAGCAUUCAAGUAUCUCGAUCGAUACAAGGGUGAAAAAAUGUUCAACGAUGAUAUUCAAGGCACAGGAGCGGUGGUCUUAGCCGGAUAUAUCGGCGCAGUCAAUCUCUCCGGUGUCCCCAUCGAAGACCAGAGAUUAGUAUUCAUGGGCGCGGGCUCCGCCGGCGUGGGAGUCGCAAAGCAAGUCAUGGAAUACUACACGCGUCGCGGACUCUCUGAAAAAGAAGCUCGUGACAAAUUCUGGCUCGUCGAUACCAAAGGCCUCGUCACCACCGACCGCGGUGACAAAUUAGCUGCGCACAAGAAAAUCUUCGCGAGAGAUGAUAAUAAUGGUCAUCAAUUCCAAACAUUGGAAGAAGUCAUCGAGUAUGUGAAGCCGACCGCGUUGAUCGGGUUAACGGCUACUUUUGGCGUUUUCACAGAAUCGGUGGUGAGAGCGUUGAAGGUGAGUGUGGAUGCGGGCGGGUUGGGACGAAGACCCAUUCUCUUCCCGCUCAGUAAUCCCCUCACGAAAGCAGAAUGUACCUUCGAGCAAGCGAUUGCCUGGACUGAAGGAACGGUGAUUUUCGCCUCCGGAUCCCCUUUCUCGCCAGUGACGAUCAAACAUUCUGAUUUCCCCUCGGAAAACUCCACAACAUACUACCCCAAUCAAGGAAACAACGUUUACGUCUUCCCGGGAUUAGGACUCGGCGCAAUCUUGGCAAAGGCCUCGAGAGUCACAGAUGCAAUGGUGUAUCAGAGUGCGGAAGCGUUGUCGGGAUGUUUGAAUCGCGAGGAAUUGAUGAUGGGGCUCAUUUAUCCGAAAAUUGAGAGGGUGCGAGAUGCGAGCGUGGUGGUUGCGAGGGAAGUGAUGAAGGCGGCGAGGAGAGAGGGGGUUAGUGAGUUGAGUGAGGAGUGUUGGGCUGUGUGGGAGGAGUGGGGAGAUGUAGCGUUGGAGAAUUGGAUUAGGAAACAAGUCUAUGAUCCCCGGUGGUAG